AUGGACUGUGUUGAUAAUCUUCUGCAGACUUAUUUAGGAAUCCAAAUAUUUCGGUUCUACUUCAAAUGCACCAGGUGCUCAGCUGAGCUCACAAUAAAGACUGAUCCUCAGAAUUCGGAUUAUGUUGUUGAGUCUGGUGCCAGUCGUAACUUCGAACCUUGGCGAGAAGAAGAUGAGGAAACUGAAAAAGAGAAAAAGAAAAGAGAAGCUGAAGAAAUGGGGGAUGCGAUGAAGUCUUUGGAGAACAGAACUUUGGAUUCUAAGAGAGAGAUGGACAUCAUUGCUGCCCUUGAUGAAAUGAAAUCCAUGAAGUCUAGACAUGCAACUGUUAGUGUAGAUGCAAUGCUUGAGACUUUGCAGCGUACAGCUGCCGAAAAGGAGAAGAAAUUGGAAGAAGAGGAUGAAGCACUCAUAAAAUCAAUAUUCCAUGGGCCAAAGGAGGAGAUAAUUCGAAGAAUUCCUGAUGAAAUUUUGGAUGAUGAUGAUGAUGAUGAUGAUUAUAUGACUCAGCUUUUAAAGAAGAGAAAGAUUUCUGGAGAAGUUCCUUCCAACCCCACUACUGAUCUUUUAACAGAGGCCAGUGCAUCUGACAGUUACAGCCAUAGAGAUAAUUCAAAUGCUCAAGGGACAAAUAAUACGAAAUCCACUUCUAACUCUUUACCAGUCAGGAUUUUGGUGAUUAAGAAAUCAGUUGCAGCUUCUGAUAUGAAUAUUGCGGCAAAAUCAGAAGAGACCAACGCAAACACUGCAUUGCAAUCGUUGUGCCAGAACUAUGAAAGUGAUGAAGAUUUUGAUGGGCAUUUGAUGGAGCAGCUAAUGUGCACGUAACAAGGAGCUUACCCAUCAAAUAUAGAGCAAA
Molecule: messenger RNA, 859 nt
Organism: Carica papaya (papaya)
Lineage: Eukaryota; Viridiplantae; Streptophyta; Magnoliopsida; Brassicales; Caricaceae
Source: RefSeq, a predicted model, not a curated record